CUCUCAUUCAUGGUUCGUUCGUUCAUUCGUUCCUCUCUCUCUUGGGCUGUGCGGCCAGGUGGCCCACGGCGAUGGCGGGGGGCGCAGCAGCGGGGCCGGCCGGUCCGGGGUUGGCCGACUCACCGCCCGCCGCACCCUUGCUGUUCCGCCGCACAGCCAGGCUGCUGUCCAACACGCGCAGCUGAGCCAUGAAACCUGCAGACAUGCGCACCCGAGAUGGGCGAGUGGGAAUCGGAUGGAUGGGUGGGCGUUGACCUGUGUUUGGCGAGGCGAAUGGUCGCUGUGUCUGCACCAAGUUGAGCGCCUUGUCCAUCGGCAGAUGGAACUCAUCCUGACACCCACACAUCUGUCUGUGUGUGUGCUCUUUCCGGCUGGCUUACCAUGAGGAACGCAGUACAAAUGGUGGGUGCCCGGCUGAUGCCCGCACCGCAGUGAACCAACACCUGACCGACACAUCCAUCAAACACAGAUACAUACGUACACACGACGUUCUGCAGCCUCUAUGCCGUCCAGCCCCCCUCUCCCUCUCUCUAACCUUGCCCCCUCUGUGUAUGGCGUCCCUGAUGAACUCUAUCGCUUUGGGGAAGAACCGAGAUAUGUUUUCUGACACACAGACACACACAAGUACACAAGACACCUGCACCUGUGUUGUUGGCCACUGUGAUGUGUCCGCCAUGCACUGACCUGAGGGCGUGUCGUCUGCGGGAAUGACGUGGUACUCGAAAUCGCUAGGGAACCGGGGCGGCAGAUUCACACAGCAGCAAACUGCACCCAGGCAAUGAACAAGCAGCAUCGUCAUAGUCAGUCACACUGGCCCGUCCGGGUGGCCUCCUAACUUGACUCACUGUGUGUGAUGCCCUGAGUGCGAAGCUGGUAGCGGUCGUUGGCAGGGUGAAACGAACCCUGCAAAGAGAUGGGCGGGCGAGCCUUGCAGAUGAUGCUACCUUCUGUUCGUUCUCAUACGACCUUCCUUACCAGCCACAGACCCGGAACAACCUGCUGCAUCUGUGCAGCCAAACCACACACACACACGCACAGGCACACACACAGACGGAGGGAGAGUGAGCGCCCUCGAUGUGUGUGGUCCGUGUUGGGUGAUGCUGGUACGCGAUUGAAGUCAGCGCGUCCCUCCUGGACAAUCUUCAUCUCCUCCUGGAACCUGUGUAUGAGUCCCUUGCCCUGCAGGUCCAGCAGCACCUUGUCGCGCAGGGAGCUCUUGUGCGCCUCCCACGCGUCGGCGUCGCUGUGCUUGGACACGUUCGUCACCGCCAUGCGGUACUCAUCCAACACACUACACCCACACACAAAGCACACACCUUUCUCGCCACGCCAUCGAUGCCAUUGUUCCAGCCAUUGUCUGCUUGCCUCUUGAUGUGGCUGGGGCAGCCUCCAGAGUGGGAAUACGUCAGCAGGGCUGCACACAGAACAGAGAACACACCGCAGAGGUGCCGAUGGAUCUGCGGACUUGGUGAGGUCACGGCUCACCUGCGAAGUAGAAUGCCACCUCAUCUCUGUCGAUGAGCGGCUCCCGCGUAGGGAACAGCAU
This is a messenger RNA of Vitrella brassicaformis, 1546 nucleotides long. The record is from the annotation of a GenBank genome assembly. Lineage: Eukaryota; Vitrellaceae.